AUGUCAUCGUCAAAACGAAGAGCACCGCUCAGCAUUGACUUCAUAAUAGUUGGAGCUGGUAUUGCUGGCCUGGCCACCGCGUUUAGAUUAUGCCAGGCAGGGCAUCGUGUUCGUGUUUUCGACAAGGCUGCAGGGCCAAACCGACGCGCUGGUGGUACCCAUCUCCCACCUAAUGCUACCAAAGUUUUGAUGGAUUGGGGAUUCAAGGACGAACUACUGAAACACGGACUGAGCACACGUGCUAGCACAUUCAUUUCAAUUGAUACUGGAAAAGUCAUAGGAUGCCUCGAAUGGAAGGAAGAUGUUCUUCAGGAGACAGGAGCGGACUAUAUGGUUAUAAGUUAUCGUGACCUCUACGAUAUGCUACAUCGUGCAGCGAUCAACGCGGGUGCCCGUAUUACAUAUGGCACAACGGUCACCAGCGUGCACGCAGACCCGCCCCGCGUUGAGCUUCAGGAUGGCACCGUCCUCAAAGCAGAUAUGGUUAUUGGCGCUGAUGGUCCACGAAGUACAGUCCGCGAAGCGGUCGGAGGGUGGUCAAGCGAAGAGGUGCCAGAAGGGCACAGUGCUUACGUUGCGAUUAUAUCCCGGGAUGUCCUUCAAAAUGACCCCGAGCUCAGCGACCUGACGCGAUUUCAUGAAAAUAGACCUGACUACCCGAUAUGGACUGGAGACUCUAGACAUGUCAUAGCCUUCACGGUGGCAGGAGGGGCUGAAUUUGCGAUCCAUGCAUUUUUACCUGACAGCGAGGUUGACGGCAUCGGUGACAAGGAUGGUUGGGAUGUGAUCGUACCUCGAGAAAAGCUCCCUUUUCAUUUUGAACCGAAGUUGCAGCGCUUGCUGGAUAUACCUGCUACGUAUCAGAGGGUGCGACUUUUCCAAAGAGAAUGCGCUGAAGAAUGGACAGAUGGAUCAGGAAGGCUGCUCAUUAUGGGAGAAGCUGCCCAUCCAUUAUAUCCUUGCGUUCUACAAAGUUGCAGUAUGCAAAUAGAGGACGCUGAAGUGCUCGGCACCCUCUUCUCUCGAUUACGAGCCUGGGAUCAAUUACCUCACUUAGCUGAAGCGUUCCAGGAGCUGCGCGAACCACGUACGCGCGCCAUAUAUGCAAAGGAGACGAAGGCUUUUGAUACGGUAUGGGUGGGUCCUGGGCCACAACGUGAUGCACGAGAUCAGGCCCUCUACGGCAUGAUGGUGGAAGGGCACAAGGGCUGGGACGAGUCGAAAAUGCGCUGGCAGUGGGAUGAGAUUUGCGAGGUCUUCGGCUAUAAUGCGCGGGACGCAGCUGAAGACUGGUGGGUCAUGUGGGGUAUGUUGAGAGAAAGAAGUAUAACAAGGGAAGGAUAUUGUCCUUCCAGUUAUACUGUGCCUUUCUGUAUGGGGGCAACCGUUACACAUUACGCAGAGCUGCGUAACUGAUAUCCGGUCAUGGUUUCCAGUUAGACAUCUUGUGUCGUGCAUGUGUAGAAGAAACGGAGAAAAAAUUAUACCCACCGCCACGUACUACUGUAGGAUACGUAGUAUACCCCACAUUUUCUCAAUGUUCUUGAGUCAACAUAUUCUGCAUAUCAUUCAUUGCAAAGGGUCCAUCAGCUCUGACACUAGUCCACACUCAUGAAUUUCUACUGAGUCCAAAAUCCGAAUAGGGGGCAAUGAUCCCAUG
Molecule: messenger RNA, 1660 nt
Organism: Suillus plorans
Lineage: Eukaryota; Fungi; Basidiomycota; Agaricomycetes; Boletales; Suillaceae
Exons: 10
Coding region: 1-1416 (471 amino acids)
Molecular function (GO): FAD binding; monooxygenase activity
Source: RefSeq, a predicted model, not a curated record